Chara braunii is the source of this 1304-nucleotide messenger RNA. NCBI's taxonomy places the organism in Eukaryota, Viridiplantae, Streptophyta, Charophyceae, Charales, Characeae. The record is from the annotation of a GenBank genome assembly.
GAGAGAGAGAGAGAGAGAGAGAGAGAGAGAGAGAGAGCAUAACGCCUGCGUGAGGAGGCAGGCGCAUUCGUGCACUGCACAAGCCACACACACACACACACACACACACAGAGAGAGAGAGAGAGAGAGAGAGAGAGAGAGAGAGAGAGAGAGAGAGAGCGGGUAAGGUUAUCUUGUUGGUUGUCUUGGUCGUUUCAACCAAGGAGGAGCUUCAAGAAGUAUCAUCACAGGUCAAAGAAGAAUGUCGACAUUUUGGACCGCGACUGUCGCAUGUCUGGUCAUAUUGUUCUGUGUCGUCGGAGUCCAGUCCAUCGGGGUCUGCGAUGACUUUCCCUGCGGACCUGUGGGAGCAUGUGUCCCCGCUACUGCCAGUGGUACCAUUCCUGGCAAUCGUGGAACUCCAGAUGGGACCAAGAACGGUGUUGGUUUCUCUUGCACGUGCGACGAAGGAUUCGAACCCGCGAUCGGAGGUGGACCUUGCGUAGAUAUUGACGAAUGUCGUCGGGGGCCAGUCAAUCCUUGUGGCCAAUUUGGGCAUUGCCGUAAUGCACUGGGCUAUUAUGAAUGCGAUUGUGAGCACGGGUCCGUUGCCACGGUGAUUAACGGCGCUCUCAGAUGCAUCAAGGAGAGCAACGCCUGUGAAGACAACCCGUGCGGAUCAGCGGGCAUCUGUCAUCCGCAGCAGGACGGAUCGCACGUGUGCGAAUGCAUGCCGGGAUAUGAGGCGACAGGAGGGAACGGAAAAGGACCGUGCAAAGCAAGAGUGGAUCCUUGUGUAGGCAAUCCGUGCGGGGAAGGAGGAACCUGCAGCGCCGUCGUUGGGGACGGAUAUCGCUGCACUUGCCUGCCGGGCUACUCCCAGAACGCCCAGUUUGCACGUAUCGGAGGUGGCUGCCACGCUCGGGCAAUCCAUCCGUGACCAGAAACGGCUCAAGCCCCCCCUUGACACGCCAAAAAAAGCACGACUGUCCCUCCCUCUUUUCUUUGAUUUGUGCUGUGUGUGUGUGCGCGUGUGUGUGGAAGAGUCUGUGUGUGUGUGUGUGCGCGCGUGUGUGUGGAAGACUCUGUCUGCGUGUGUGUGUGCGCGUGUGUGCGUGCGUGUGCGUGUGUGUGCGUGUGUGUGAGUGGUCAUGUUCGUUAUAUACAACUCCACGAAAAGGCAUGACUUUGACCGACUGUUUCGCUGGACUUUCAACGAGUCAUCUGGAGGUUGUGUGUGUGUGGUGCGCGCGCGCGCGGAGAGAGAGAGAGAGAGAGAGAGAGAGAGAGAGAGAGAGAGAGAGAGAGAGAGAGAGAGAGAGAGA